This is a messenger RNA of Zeugodacus cucurbitae (melon fly), 1002 nucleotides long. It is a transcript of the gene Pef, whose product is annotated as peflin. The record is from RefSeq and is a predicted model, not a curated record. NCBI's taxonomy places the organism in Eukaryota, Metazoa, Arthropoda, Insecta, Diptera, Tephritidae. The transcript is spliced from 4 exons. The coding region runs from base 147 to 737 and encodes 196 amino acids. Gene Ontology annotation, molecular function: calcium ion binding. Gene Ontology annotation, biological process: COPII vesicle coat assembly.
CGAAAUACGUUCCACAACUUUUUUUAGUUUUAAUUUUAAUCACUUGCACGCAACCCUAUAUAGGAAAUUUUCGGCAUAAACAAUUGAUUUGCAAAGUCCAUCCGAUAAUUUAAACAAAUAAAAUAAUUAUUAAUUGAUUGAACAUUAUGUCUUUCGGUGGCGAUUAUCCUGGUGGUUAUAAUCCUUACUCUGCCCCGCCCGGUGCCUAUCCGCCACAGAAUGCCCAAGUUUCGCCACAGGCACAGCAAUGGUUCAAUAUGGUCGACCGCGAUCGUUCAGGAAAAAUAAAUUCCACUGAAUUGAAAGCAGCACUGGUGAAUGGACGUGGUGAAAACUUUUCAGAUAAUGCUUGCAAGUUAAUGAUUAGCAUGUUCGAUAAGGACGCUAGCGGUACUAUUGACAUUUAUGAAUUCGAAAAGCUUUACGAGUACAUAAACCAAUGGUUAAUGGUAUUUAAAACCUAUGAUCGCGAUGGCAGCGGCCACAUAGAUGAAAAUGAAUUAACUCAAGCAUUCACCCAGAUGGGCUUCAGAUUCACACCAGAUUUUAUACAAUUUUUGGUUAAAAAGAGUGAUCCAAGAGAGCAUAGAGAAGUCUCCGUUGAUCAAUUUAUUGUACUUUGUGUGCAAAUUCAACGCUUUACUGAGGCAUUUAGGCAACGUGACUCGCAACAAAACGGCACGAUAACAAUCGGGUUUGAGGAUUUCCUUAGUAUUGCUAUUGGAUGUUCCUAUUGAAAAUAAGUGAAAGUUAAACAGUACAAAUCUCAACACAGUCCGUGUAAUAUAUUCCGGAAAGUAUGUGUCAUUCCGUAAAGCCCUUGAAUAAACCAACAUAAAAAUACAGAUAAUGAACAACAUUUUUAUUAAUCUCAUUAAAUGCACGUUGUUAAUCCAAUAAUUUUAAAUAGAUAAAACUGUGUAUGUAUUAUUUUAUGUAUACCUUUGCCUUGUAACUUAUAAACAGUGUGUUUGUAAAUACUAUUAAAUCAGCUAGAAGCAA